GGCAGGGAACAGAAGGAUCGGGAACUUGGGCAGCUUUGGGACCGCCGGGAGGGUUUGGGCUCAUCGGGAAUCUCCGGGGUCCCCGAGGGGGUUCGGGACCGCCGGGAGCCCCCCGGGACCGAUCCCGGGAUGCGGCGGAGCUGAGCGAGGCCGCGCCCCCCCAGGAUGAAGCCCCCCCCCGGCUGCCGCCGCCUCUCCCCCCUCGGGGCCGCCCUGGGCGCCUUCAUCACCCUCAGCUUCACCCUGGGGCUGCUGGGGGGGCCCUUCCGCCACAGGGCGGCGCCGUCCCCGCCGUGCCGGCCCCGUUCCCACCUGGUGUUCCUGAAGACGCACAAGACGGGCGGCAGCAGCGUGCUGAACCUGCUGGCGCGGUUCGGCGAGGCCCGGCGCCUGCGCUUCGCGCUCCCGCGGCGCUACCAGUUCGGCUACCCCGCGGCCUUCCGCGCCGAGCGCGUGCGCGGCUUCGGGCCCGGCGCCGGGAAAUUCGACAUCAUCUGCCACCACAUGCGCUUCAACCUCAGCGAGGUGCAGCGCGUGAUGCCCAACGACUCGUUCUACUUCUCCAUCGUGCGGGACCCCGCGCUGGCGGCCGAGUCGGCCUUCUCGUACUUCCGCGCGGCGGCGCCGGCGUUCCGCAGCGCGCCGUCCCUGGCCGCGUUCCUGGCGGCGCCCUGGCGCUACUUCCGCGCGGGGCUGCGCGGCAACCACUACGCGCGGAACCUGCAGUGGUUCGACUUCGGCCUGCCCGAGCCGGCGCACCCGGCGCAGGUCCCGGCCCUGCUGGCGGAGCUGGGCCGCGUUUUCCCGCUGGUGCUGCUGGCCGAGCGCUUCGACGAGUCGCUGGUGCUGCUGCGGCACCGCCUGUGCUGGCCGCGGGACGCCGUGGAUCUGUUCCCUCACAACUCGCGCGGCUCCUCCGCCCGGAACCUCUCGGCCGAGCAGCUGCGGCGGCUGCGGGCGUGGAACUCGCUGGAUUGGGCGCUUUACUCGCACUUCAACCGCAGCUUCUGGCGGGAGGCCGAGCGCUUCGGGCUGGAGCGGCUGCGGAGCGAGGCGGCCGAGCUGCGGCGGCGCCGCGGGGCCCUGGCCGGGCGCUGCCUGCGGGGCGGGGGCCCCGUGCCCGCCGCGGAGAUCGCGGAGCGCGGCCUGCGCCCCUUCCAGCCGCCCGGCGCCGGCGCCAUCCUGGGCUUCGCGCUGCGCCCGGGGCUGCGCGGCGAGGAGCGGGAGCUGUGCCGGCGCCUGGCCAUGCCCGAGCUGCCCUACAAGGACCUGCUCGACAGCAUCCAGUUCGGGGACAAAACCAACAGUUCUGGGUAA
Messenger RNA from Melospiza melodia melodia, 1317 nucleotides. RefSeq names its product galactose-3-O-sulfotransferase 4-like. NCBI's taxonomy places the organism in Eukaryota, Metazoa, Chordata, Aves, Passeriformes, Passerellidae. Gene Ontology annotation, biological process: glycolipid biosynthetic process. The record is from RefSeq and is a predicted model, not a curated record. Gene Ontology annotation, cellular component: membrane. The transcript has 4 exons. Gene Ontology annotation, molecular function: galactosylceramide sulfotransferase activity. Bases 166 to 1317 code for a protein of 383 amino acids.